Penicillium lagena is the source of this 1341-nucleotide messenger RNA. RefSeq names its product IQ calmodulin-binding motif protein. NCBI's taxonomy places the organism in Eukaryota, Fungi, Ascomycota, Eurotiomycetes, Eurotiales, Aspergillaceae. The record is from RefSeq and is a predicted model, not a curated record. Bases 1 to 1341 code for a protein of 446 amino acids. The transcript has 5 exons.
AUGGUCGUAAUUCCAAAUGCGGUCACCGCAGCGUCGCAAACCACAGAAAGUAGUGAUGACGUCACGGGGAAGGAAGAGGCUGCGAAGACAAUUCAGUGGCAGAGGGUCUAUCGUGGAUAUCGAACGAGACGAGAACUCAACGGCUUGGGAUUAUCGCCUUCUACUCGAUGGACGGAGGCACUGAAAGAUAUUCAAUGGACUCAGCUUCACGACCUGACAACGUCUGAUGACAUUUCCCACUCCAGCGAGGAGGGAAAUGACACCGCAAAAGCGCGCCAGAAAUGGCGGCGGGCCGUCAGCGUUGCCAUGCAAGCCGGCCGCAAUAAUGACAGCAACAACAACUCUAACGAAUCAGCCCAAGACCACCUUCAAGAUGACCAGUCUGUACCACGGCCCGACAUCCUACCAGCCCAAAUUUCCAAACAAAUGGACCUUAAAUACUUCCUGGAAAUGGUGGACCUCAAACACAGACACGGCAGCAAUCUGCGCGCCUACCACGCAGAAUGGAAGAAAAGUCCAACGACCCAGAACUUUUUUUACUGGCUGGAUUACGGAGAUGGACGGGAUGUCUCCUUGGAGAAGCGUCCGCGGGAACGUCUUGAACGGCAACAGGUGAGGUAUUUGUCUCGUGAGGAACGCGGGAAGUACCUCGUCAGCGUGGAUAGGGCGGGACGGUUCAGGUGGGCGAAGAAUGGGGAGCUUGUUACUACGGAUGGGGAACGGUUCAGAGAUUCCUUGGAGGGAGUUGUCCCUGUUGAUGAUCCGGCGCCACGGUUUAGGGGGAAUGAAAGGGGGGACACGUCCUCCUCCUCGGACUCAUCGUCAGCGUCAUCGUCAGUGUCAUCGUCGGGGGAAAGUCAGGAUGAGACUGGGUCCAACGAUACUGCUGGAAAGCAGGAAAAGAAGAAAAUGGGCUCGAAAUUGGCUCAUCCAGCAGCCAUACUCAACCGUCUCGUCGGCAAGCCAUCAAAAAAAGAAGAGUGGAUCUUUGUCGCAGACACGUCUUUCAGACUAUACAUCGGGAUAAAAGACCACGGCACAUUCCAACACUCCUCCUUCCUCCGCGGGGGUCGCAUCGCCGCAGCGGGGACGAUCAAAGUCCGCGAAGGACAGCUACGCAGCCUGAAACCGUUAAGUGGACAUUAUCAACCGGCAAUGGCCAAUUUCCACGCUUUCAACCACGCUCUCCAGAAUCAGGGCGUGGAUAUGUCCCGCCUGUCGAUGAGUAAAUCCUAUGCUAUGCUUGCGGGCAUUGCCGGGUAUUCGAAGACGAGACGGAAGGUAAAGGAGUUGCAGGAUACGCUUCAGAAAACAGAACAGGGCAAGGAAGUAGAAGAGUGA